Messenger RNA from Hirundo rustica (Barn swallow), 2102 nucleotides. RefSeq names its product E2F transcription factor 6 (gene E2F6). Lineage: Eukaryota; Metazoa; Chordata; Aves; Passeriformes; Hirundinidae. The transcript has 8 exons. Gene Ontology annotation, biological process: regulation of transcription by RNA polymerase II. Gene Ontology annotation, molecular function: RNA polymerase II cis-regulatory region sequence-specific DNA binding; DNA-binding transcription factor activity, RNA polymerase II-specific; protein dimerization activity. The record is from RefSeq and is a predicted model, not a curated record. Gene Ontology annotation, cellular component: RNA polymerase II transcription regulator complex. The coding region runs from base 94 to 957 and encodes 287 amino acids.
GAGCCUCGGCGUGAGGGCGUCUGUGCGCCCUCCCUCCUCCAGCGCCUCGCCUCGGGGCCGGCCGGGGCGAGGAGGAGGAGCAGCUGGGCGGACAUGGCCGGACCCGACAACUGGGAGCGCCUGAGGCCGCUGCAGCCGGACGCGCUGCUUGUGAGUGAGGCAUCCAUGAUCAACCCGGAUGUGUACAAGGACACACAGCUCGUGAAAAAAACUAUGGAUGUCAAAAGGCCUCGAUUUGAUGCAUCUUUGGCGCUUUUGACGCGAAAAUUUAUGGCUCUUCUCAAAAAAGCUCCAGAUGGUGUCCUUGAUUUAAAUGAAGUAGCAACAACACUUGGAGUACGAAAACGAAGAGUGUAUGACAUCACUAAUGUGUUGGAUGGAAUCCACUUGAUCCAGAAAAGAUCUAAGAAUCUCAUCCAGUGGAUAGGUAACAAUCUUGACCAAGUUGUUGGAAAAGCACCACAGCAGCAAAUCCUUAGAGAUGAACUUUCUGACUUAGCAGCCAUGGAAGAAGCUCUGGAUGAAUUAAUCAAGAAUUGUGCUCAUCAGAUAUUUGAACUAACAGAUGACAAAGAAAAUGCAAAACUAGCUUAUGUGACAUACCAAGAUAUCCGAAGCAUUCGGGCAUUUCGGGAACAGAUUGUGAUGGCAAUCAAAGCUCCAGAGGAAACCAAGUUGGAAAUACCAGUUCCUAAAGAUGAUCACAUAGAAGUACAUGUGAAGAGCACCAAAGGACCCGUUGAUGUGUAUCUAUGUGAGGUGGAAGAAGAUAAGCCAGAUGCCAAAACUUGUGAAGAUAUGGACACUGUCACUAAUGAAAGUGAAACAGAGACAUCAUUUUAUCCUGAUGAAGGAAAGUCCUGGGACAUUCACAUGUGGCCUGAGGGUGUUCAUCUCUGUGUGACGGGCAGCAGUGUUGUCUUAGAUGAUGUCAAGGACUCCAAAAGUGUCCCAUGAUCCACAACACUAUCCCAUCCAGUGUGAAGCUUCCCAACCCAACAGGGUAUGUGUUCACUGCAAGAGAUUGUUACAAGCAUGCAAGUGAUAGGUCCGAAUCACUCUCUAGUCCCCUUGUCGAAUUAAAAGGAGGCAGAGACAGCUUUGAGAAGCGCUGGCCAGCACUUCCAAAGGACCAGCAGCAUUGUACUCCUGCGUAUUUCCAAUAUUUCAACCUUUAUGAUGUGUCAUGCAACAGAAGUGAUGCAGAUAAUACUCACAGCAGAGAGAAGAGUGGCAGAAACCCUCCUCUGCUCUAAGGUACUCUGAGGUAUAAACUGACAGCGUAACAGCAAGGAUUUAAUAAAUCACAGCAGUCUCUCAAACUGCUGUGACUUACACCUAUGGGCCAGAGAGCCCUAAGCUUCACCUAAAUGCACAAAGCAGCAAAGGAAAACUCGAGGUCACUUUGUUCUUACCCUCUCCAAGCUACACUUACUCCUGAGACUUACAGCAGAGAAUGUGGCACAUCGCCACCACGUAAGCAUUUCAAUUAACCUAGAUUCACAGCUUCACUUCUGUCUUCCCAAUGCAUCCAAGAAACUAUGAAACUACUUUAUUAACAAAAACAAUGUUAUUUAGCUGGGGAGAAUUAUGUAAGCAAUUGAGAGCCAGGCAGAGACCAAGUCCUGCAUUAUCAGACACACCCAGGCAUUAUGCAGCUGCUUUUGAUUCACACCUCCUUUUCUUGACUCUGGUAUUUGUGCUUAAGACACUGACUUUAACACAGCAACAGACAGUACCAACUAAUAGUUCUGUAUUUAUCAGCUAUAUAUGCUGUUAGAAGAAAUGGGAAGGAGCUACCUGGCACACCUUCAGAGACAAAGGUACAUCCCUUCCCAAGCAGAACAGUAGAUAUAGGCCUUUACCUACAAAGCUUACCAGAUGAAGACAUUUUCUUUAACAUUUGCUUGAUUACUUUGGUUUGCAUUUAAUUAUACAGACGGCUGAGUGGUUUUGUAAUUUUAUAGCUGGCCUGUGCUAGUAAUUGAUGUGGUACUGUCAGUCUUACUGAGGCUGGUUUGGAAAUGCAUGGGGUUUGAAAAGCUGCUUGCAUUUAAAGCCUCUAGUUACAAUGCAAGAGAUUAAUUAAAUGAAAGAAUGUU